Syzygium oleosum is the source of this 1318-nucleotide messenger RNA. RefSeq lists its product as uncharacterized. The record is from RefSeq and is a predicted model, not a curated record. The transcript is spliced from 4 exons. NCBI's taxonomy places the organism in Eukaryota, Viridiplantae, Streptophyta, Magnoliopsida, Myrtales, Myrtaceae. Bases 71 to 1099 code for a protein of 342 amino acids.
UCUCUCUCUCUCUCUCUCUCUCUCUCUCUCUCUCUCUCUCUGUGACAACCCUUUUGGCCGCUCCUCCGCCAUGGAUCUUCAGCCCGCGCAGGUUCCAGGGAAGUCUCAGCCGCCGAGAGAAAAAGCUGGCAGGAAAACGAACGCACCGUCGAGGGCCGUCGCCGCCAGAGAUCCUCCGGUUUCCAGGCAGAAGCGCGUGUUCGGUACGUCGCGGUGCACCAACGUUCUGGCGAAGCCGGCGACGGAGAAACCCGCUGCGAAAUCCGCGACCGGGGUUCACCGGAAACUGGCCCAGUUGGCGCCGAAAAGCCCAUUAGCCGCCGGUGCUGCUCUAGCGACAGCUGCUGCGGAGAAAACAUCUCUGGAAAGAACGGAGACUAAGCCGAAGGAGAAGAGCGUUUGCUUCGAAGAGGAAUCGCCUAAGAAUCUGGGCGAUGCGCCGGCGGAGAAAACACCUCCCGAGGGAGCGGAUUCUAAGCCGAAGAAGAAGAGCGUUUGCUUUGAAGAGAAAUCGCCUAAGAAUUUGGGCGAUGCACCUGCGGAGAAAACAUCUCCCGGGAGAGCGAACCCUAAACCGAAGAAGAAGAGCGUUUGCUUCGAAGAGAAAUUGCCCAGGAAUUGGGGCGAUGAGAGUGCGGUCGGGCCUCGGACCCCGGUCCAGGCGCCCUUGGCUUCUGUGGCGAAGCCGAGAAGGUCCGGGACGCCCUAUCACACGGCCGAGAACUGCAGCAAGUGCAGAUUCGAUAGGCUGGAGUCCGCGUCGUACUGGCUCGGCCAGAUCAAGCUGGCGGAGCCCGUCGGGAAGCAUUUCGUCUCGGCGAAUUUCUUUCGGAUGGCUCUGGAAUGCAAGGCUGAGCCCAUCCGGAGCCUGCGCAUCGAGCUGAAGCGGUAUCUGGCUCGGCACCUGCACUUAUCGGAAGAAGCCGAGUGGAGAAACUUGUCUCUCGGCUAUGGUGGAAUCCUGAAGGAUGAACCCAAUUCGGGUCCCCGAAAUCCGGAUAGUGGGAAAGCGAGUGCGAGGCUGAGCACCGGAAGCAACCAUGAGGAUCGAGAACAGCAGGAUGCAAAGGACGAGCUCAUCGACUCGAAAGGGGAAUAAGCAAAUCGGUCUUGAGAUUGCAACAGCAUCUAGUCCGUCGGUCGUUUGUGUAUUUGGCUUCGAUUUAAGCAAUCUUUUGCUUUUCGGGUUUUGUCAGGGACUCGAUAUAUAUAUGUUAGUUUCGUGCCGGAACUUUCGAACGACGAUGAGAUCUCUGAAACAUGAGAUGCCAGUGCAAGUGAAGUGAACUAUGGCACAACGUAGUUUAUCCACAGUCAA